Molecule: messenger RNA, 2026 nt
Organism: Trichoderma atroviride IMI 206040
Lineage: Eukaryota; Fungi; Ascomycota; Sordariomycetes; Hypocreales; Hypocreaceae
Source: RefSeq, a predicted model, not a curated record
AUGGCCAAGCCGUCGGAGCUGCUCCUUCGAUACGCAGAGUGCUCCGAUGAAGAAUCUAGCUACGACUCGGCCGUGGAAGACGAAUUCUACAAUGGCCAAGAUCCGUGGGACGAGAAUCCCUACAAGGGACGCGUCUUCCACAAGUUUGCAGAGCUGCCACCGGAGCUGCGAAUCAAAAUCUGGGGGCUCGGACUCGCUGGCCUGACCCAGCCUCAGCUGCUUGAAUUCAGCCUCAAGAGCGUUGUUCGAAAAGACCCCAGCGACCUGGUGCCAGACGAGAGGGGCAUGCCCAGUCCUCGUCGUUAUCGCGAUUGGACCAUCAAUGGCUCUCCCAGCCUUGCACGCGCCACCGAACUCAACCGCAGUGUUAUGGCCGCCAAUCGAGAGGCCCGAGACGUUGCCCUCAAAUUGCUUCCACACACUCUCAAGAUCAGAACACCAGCCGGCGACGGAACGGUGCAUUUCGACCGCAACCGAGACAUUGUCCAGCUGAGUGGAUACACCUACGAAGUCAUGCAUCCGUUUCCCAUCGAAGAAAGGUUCCAAGACUUCAUCUACCAUUUCGAUGGCUUUGCAGAGAACGUGGUGCAACUUGUAGUCCACUACAACGCCUUUUUCGACGAAGACGAAGACACCAGCGACUACUUCACCCUUGCCCUCCAACAAUUCCAAAACCUCAAGCGACUCUUCCUUCUCUCAGCGCCCGACAAGUUUAUCGGCAAAGACCUUUUAUGGUGCGGCUCGAACUACAUCUACGUGCACACCAGCAUGGUCACAGACGGUCGAAAUGAGCCAUUGUGGACAAACUGGUGCUGGCCCAAUGCGGACGAGUACGACGACUUUACAAGAAAACAAGUUUGCGAACCCGUCACACACCUUUUGCCAGCCACGGCUCUGCCACUACUAAGAACCCGUGGCAUCGAGCUGUUUCCGAUGGUCAUAUUUGAGGAUAGAUACGGCUUAGAUUUCUUAAAGAAGCUGAAAAGAAAGUGGGGACGCGCCUACGCGGAAGGCGUCGUGCCAUCUGAGUCAGAAUUAUCCUCCGACGACGAAGAAGAAGAAGAGGAAUCGGAACCCGACGAGUAUGAAAGCGAUGGAAUCGACGAUUCCCCGAUUGCAGAAAACGGUGGGGACGAUGAUUCUGGAGACGACAUAUAUGACGAGGAGUACGACUCUGCGAAUGAUGAUUACAGUGGCGCUGGCGAAGCGGAAAUUGUUCCAGUCUUUUCCUCACCCGAGCCCGAGCCAGAAGUAGCCGGCGGUGCGACAAACUCAAGGAAGCGACGCAUCGUAGUUGACUCGGAUGAUGAGGACGGCGACACAUCUGAGAGGUCGGGGAGAAAGCACGCUCGUACCGGCAGCUUCACCGAACCAGGUGGAGGUGCCGAGAAUGCUUCUAGCAGACUUAUGGGUGCUGCGAGGAGUCGGAAACGCGCAGCUGUAGUUGAUAGCGACGAUGACGAGGAAGAUGGAGGCGGUGCAUCCAACAGCAAGCCUGGCGAGCAUGAAACGAGCAAGAAAGAGGAAGAAAAAGAUGGGAGAGGAAAGAAGAGACGGCAAGCUGACAGGCGAGUGGAGGCGGACGACGAAGACGAUGAAGAUGAGGAGGAGGAGAUUAUGGAUGUGAGGCGGCUGAGUCUGGCCUCCAGGCUUCAAAAAGCGCGAGAAAGUCAUCCAUCUUCGGAUGAAGAGUCCAAUGGUGAAGAGGACAGUGACAAUAGCAAUGAUGACGAGGAUGAGGAGGACGAUGAUGAGGAUGAGGAAACCUAUGGUAAUGGUCUUAUUGACGGCUAUGCAGAUGAAUCGGAUGAUUCCGGGGGUUACUAGCACUGAUCGCUUUUAUGAGGAAAUGACUUUAACAAUUGGACGGCUUUGGAUUAUUGAUCUGGGACAUUCAGUAUGGGAACACAUGCACAGAUUUAGAUUUGAAUACCACGGGCUCAUGUAGCAGCCUGCUUUUUUACGGCCGAUACUCUACUAUCAAUCGCUGAUGUAGGUUCAUUUUAUACACUACACUUGUCCUGAG